UGUGGUAUCAUUAAGAUUUAACAUUUUUUUCCGUACGAGUUAAGUAGUUUGUACCAUCGUCUUUUGGUUUGAAUAUAAAAGCUUUCAUGGCAACGUACCAAGAGUUUAUCCAACAGAAUGAGGAUCGGGACGGGGUGCGCUUCAGCUGGAAUCUGUGGCCUUCAAGCCGGCUGGAGGCCACCAGGCUGGUGGUGCCGGUGUCCUGCCUGUUCACCCCGCUGAAGGAGCGGCCCGACCUGCCCCCAGUGCAGUACGAGCCCGUGCUCUGCAGCCGGGCUAACUGCAAGGCAGUCCUCAACCCCCUCUGUCAAGUCGACUUCAGGGCCAAAAUAUGGGCGUGCAACUUCUGCUUUCAGAGAAACCCGUUUCCUCCAUCAUAUGCGGGUAUAUCAGACAUGAACCAGCCUGCAGAGCUUAUGCCGCAGUUCUCCACUAUUGAGUACAUCGUACAGCGCGGCCCUCAGACGCCCCUGAUCUUCCUGUACGUGGUGGACACCUGCCUGGAGGAGGAGGACCUGCAGGCGCUGAGGGAGUCUCUGCAGAUGUCCCUGAGCCUGCUGCCCCCCAACGCCCUGGUGGGCCUCAUCACCUUCGGCCGCAUGGUGCAGGUCCACGAGCUCAGCUGCGAGGGCAUCGCCAAGAGCUACGUCUUUCGCGGCACCAAGGAGCUCACCGCCAAGCAGAUCCAGGAGAUGCUGGGCCUGAUGAAGCCAGCCAACCCCGGCCCGCAGGGCCGUCCACCUGCAGCUCAGGAAGCCCCUGUGGCCUGCAGGUUCCUGCAGCCGGUGCACAAGGUAGACAUGAACCUGACGGACCUUCUGGGAGAGCUGCAGAGGGACCCAUGGCCGGUUCCCCAGGGGAAGAGACCUCUGCGCUCCACUGGCAUUGCCCUGUCCAUCGCCGUGGGACUGCUGGAGGGCACCUUCCCCAAUACUGGGGCCCGUGUGAUGCUCUUCACAGGGGGGCCCCCCACCCAGGGCCCCGGCAUGGUGGUGGGAGACGAGCUGAAGACCCCCAUCCGCUCCUGGCACGACAUCCAGAAGGACAACGCACGCCACCUGAAGAAAGCCACCAAGUAUUACGAAGCCUUGGCGAACCGGGCCGCUGUGAACGGACACUGCAUCGAUAUCUACGCCUGUGCCCUGGACCAGACGGGACUGCUGGAGAUGAAGUGCUGCUCCAACCUCACCGGGGGCCACAUUGUCAUGGGGGACUCGUUCAACACGUCCCUGUUCAAGCAGACCUUCCAACGGGUCUUUAGUAAGGACUACAAUGGGGAGUUCCGCAUGGCAUUCGGGGCCACUCUGGAAGUGAAGACAUCGAGGGAGCUGAAGGUCUCCGGGGCCAUUGGGCCAUGCGUGUCUCUCAAUGCCAAGGGGCCCUGUGUUUCAGAGAAUGAAAUGGGUAUUGGCGGUACCACCCAGUGGAAAGUGUGCGGCCUCAGCCCCUCCACCACACUGGCUAUGUACUUUGAAGUCGUAAAUCAGCACAACGCGCCGAUUCCCCAGGGCGGCAGAGGGGCCAUUCAGUUUGUCACCCAUUACCAGCACUCCAACACACAGAGGAGGAUCAGGGUCACCACUGUGGCCAGAAACUGGGCUGAUGCACAGUCGCAGAUACAGCACAUCGAGUCAUCGUUUGACCAGGAGGCGUCAGCUGUGCUGAUGGCACGGCUGGGCGUGUUCCGGGCGGAGUCGGAGGAGGGCCCCGACGUGCUCCGCUGGCUGGACCGGCAGCUCAUUCGGCUGUGUCAGAAGUUCGGACAGUUCAACAAAGAUGACCCCACCUCUUUCCGUCUAUCUGAGUCUCUCUCACUUUACCCACAGUUCAUGUUCCACUUGCGGAGGUCACCGUUCCUCCAGGUGUUCAACAACAGCCCUGAUGAGUCAUCCUACUACAGACACCACUUUGUGAGGCAGGACCUGACACAGUCCCUUAUUAUGAUCCAGCCCAUUCUCUACUCAUACUCCUUCUACGGCCCCCCAGAGCCUGUGCUCCUGGACAGCAGUAGCAUCCUCCCAGACCGCAUUCUGCUGAUGGACACCUUCUUCCAGCUGGUCAUCUACCACGGCGAGACCAUUGCCCAGUGGCGUAAGGCGGGAUACCAGGAUAUGGCGGAGUACGAGAACUUCAAGCAGCUGCUGCAGGCCCCUCUGGAUGACGCGCAGGAGAUCCUGCAGACCCGCCACCCGAUGCCCCGCUACAUCGACACGGAGCACGGCGGCUCACAGGCCCGUUUCCUGCUGUCCAAGGUCAACCCGUCCCAGACGCACAACAACCUCUAUGCCUGGGGCCAGGAAACUGGAGCUCCGAUCCUCACGGACGAUGUCAGUCUACAGGUGUUCAUGGAUCAUCUUAAAAAGCUUGCAGUGUCCAGUGCAGCCUAACUCCCAGCCUGAGACCAAAGUGAAGGACCAGGGAAACGAAGUGGAAGGAAACCAUGCUUUCACAUGGGAGCAUAUUGACAUUUCAGACCCAAAAGAUACUUUCUAAUAGGUUACAAAGAUUUUUGCUGCUUGUUUAAUCUGUAGCCUUUUUCCUGAAGCCACACAGUACCUUAAUCUCAUCUUUGGCAAAGUCAACUUGUAUUAGACAAGUUUUACAUUCCCUCAUACCUUCUAAAAUUAUUUUGUGUGUCUGUCUGUCUGUAUGUCUGUCUGUCUAUCCCGGUAUAUUUACUGCUUUAAAAGUGUUUAGUUAUGCUGGAGUCAUUCCUGUGUCUUGACAAAAUUAUGAUUCAAAAUGUUUUGAUGAGAGACAGUCUUUUCAGUUGUUGUGAUAAUACUUAAAAGCUGCCUCUUCAAUGAAGAACAUUAUUAUUGUCAACAGUUUUGUGACUUUCACAGUAACCUCUUGUGUGAGGAACUGCACCAUGUUGUAAAACCUUGUUGACAAUCUGCAUUCGCAUUUUGUAAGUUUCAAAGCAUUUCAAUUUUUCACUCCAGUACUGUGUUGUAUUUGUUAAUACUGUAAAAAUGAUUUUACAUUAAAUCCUAAUUCUCCAUUAAACAAAUGCUAUUCAUGAAAUGGCAAGUGAUGAAAA
Molecule: messenger RNA, 3043 nt
Organism: Megalops cyprinoides (Indo-Pacific tarpon)
Lineage: Eukaryota; Metazoa; Chordata; Actinopteri; Elopiformes; Megalopidae
Gene: sec23b
Product: SEC23 homolog B, coat complex II component
Exons: 19
Coding region: 87-2387 (766 amino acids)
Biological process (GO): endoplasmic reticulum to Golgi vesicle-mediated transport; COPII-coated vesicle cargo loading; COPII-coated vesicle budding
Cellular component (GO): COPII vesicle coat; endoplasmic reticulum exit site
Molecular function (GO): zinc ion binding; GTPase activator activity
Source: RefSeq, a predicted model, not a curated record